AUGGUCUACAGUAGCCAUGCUCCAUCCAGGGGCCUGAGCUGGGCCCUUCGGCUGACUCUCUGUAUGCUCCUGGGGAUCCAUGGGCUGAGUCACCCCCUCCCAGCCCAGCGCCAGGGACAACACAGACCAAUCGCCUGGGACACCAAGGAGGCUGCGUUGAGCCUGGACCGGCUGAACUGGACAGAGACGGACACAUCACGGGAACUCAGCUCGGGGCUCCUUCCAAACCCAUGCAGGCCCGUGAGCUCGGGGUGCAAGAACUUUCUGGAUCGUCUCCACAUGUUCCUGCUGGGAAAGGGAUUUCCCCAGAUGCAGCCUCUGUGCACUGAAGACUGUGACCUUGGAUUUUUUUCCUGUGAAAACGAUGUCGCCUGCAGCCCACUUUGGCCCCCAGUCCUGGAGAAGAUGCUCUGCGCACCUGGCUGUACCACCUAUGGGCAAAAAUUUGCCAACGGGGCUGACCUUUGCGGCGCCGUGCUGGGCUACACCGCCCAGCGGAUGGCACCUCCCGGCUCCCAGCACUGCCCCGACUCGUCCACCCCGGCGCUGCCCCAUCAAGAACCACCCGAGACCCGGGGGACCAGCCUGGCGCUCUCCAGCCAUGGUGCCCCGGCCUGGCUCUGGGAUCCUGCGGGCAGCGGCGGCGGCAGCAGCAGCAGCGGCAGCGGCAGUGGCCACUAG
Messenger RNA from Suncus etruscus (white-toothed pygmy shrew), 681 nucleotides. RefSeq names its product retbindin (gene RTBDN). Bases 1 to 681 code for a protein of 226 amino acids. Gene Ontology annotation, cellular component: external side of plasma membrane. The transcript has 5 exons. NCBI's taxonomy places the organism in Eukaryota, Metazoa, Chordata, Mammalia, Eulipotyphla, Soricidae. Gene Ontology annotation, molecular function: riboflavin transmembrane transporter activity; riboflavin binding; signaling receptor activity. The record is from RefSeq and is a predicted model, not a curated record.